AUGGUGACCACGACUGACACCGAGUCUGAGGGCACAGUCACCGCGCCGGCGACACCGACAGGUGACAACGAUGCCGGCGGCGAGGCGCCGUCGAUGCAGACGAUGCAGUCUAUGGACGACCUCGGACCACAUGUGGCCGUACUGGAAGCGGCGGAUGCUGGAGCCAUGGCUGCUGCGCUCUUUGCCACAUCGGGUCUUCCCAGGGCUGUGCUUGCUGCCAUCUGGCGCGCAUCAUGUGAAGGCCGGCCCAUGGGCCGCGACUUUGAUGCCUCUCGCCUUCGCCGCGCUCUGCAGCUGGUUGCGCUUGCCCAGGCCGACGAGUCUGUCGCGCCCGAGCUGCUCGAGAGUGAAGCUGUGAAUGAUCUGCUGCGUCCACUGGAAGACCGCCAGCCAGUCUUCGACCACAAGCCCGCCGCCGAGGCCGCCGCAAGUUCGGAGCACGAGUUGUCCGAAGACGAUGAUGAUGUCGAUGCCAAUGCCGACGCUGAUCCCGAUCCCGAUGCUCGCGCCGUUGCCGACACCGAUGUGGCUGCGGCUGCUACCGCAGACGCUGCUGGGGCCUCUCCUGGUGACUUUUAUCCUCAGGCCGGCGAUCGCGCUGGUGAAUUCGAGGGUCUUGAUGCUACGCUUGCCCGUGCCAACGCGUGGCUUGCCUCUAACGUCGGUCUCUUGCAGUUUGUCUCCAUCCAGACUAUUCUCCUCCCGGAAAACUAUUUGCCGCCUGCCGCCGACUCGAUCAACGUCCUCCGCGACAUUGCCACAGCUGGCUCCAUCCUCAUCUACCCAUCGCAGUCUGCCGGCUACCUCAUCAAGACCUUCCAGGUUGUCCGCGUCUGGUACCAGAUCGCCGCCUAG
Thecamonas trahens ATCC 50062 is the source of this 855-nucleotide messenger RNA. RefSeq lists its product as uncharacterized. NCBI's taxonomy places the organism in Eukaryota, Apusomonadida, Apusomonadidae. The record is from RefSeq and is a predicted model, not a curated record. The transcript is spliced from 2 exons. The coding region runs from base 1 to 855 and encodes 284 amino acids.